AUAACAUCUUUAGUUAAAGCACAAGAUUUUGCCUAGGUAAAUAGUCUCGAAGAAAUAAUAUGAACAUUUCAAAUGAAAACUACUUUCCUUGGAUGCCUCCACCAAUUCAAAAAGGAAUGCAUUCACUCUAUUUUGUAAAGAUAUUUCGAUUACAAUCUGUAACGUCGACCAUCUCGAAAACGAAACAGUAAGAAAAUAUAUUAGAAACUUUUUAGGUUUUCGAAAUAAUGAUAAACAAUCAUUUAAAGUUCCAGAAGAUCAUCCAAUAUGAAAAAAUGAUUGUUAUCAGUUUUAAUAGUUUUAAUGAUCUAUAUAAUAAAAUAAACCAAAGAAUAAUUUCAGUUAAUAAAGGAAGAAAUAAACUAUACGAUCUAAAAGAAAGGUUUGGUGAAGAUGCUAAAAAAAUGAUACUUAAUCCAUACCUAAUCCCACUUCCUGCAGCCGAACCAGAGGAUGAUCAAUGUUGUCAUUUUAAAAUUAAAAGAUCUAAAAUUGACCUUGCUCCAAUAACAUCUUUAGUUAAAGCACAGGACUUUGCCUUGGUUAAUAAUCUUGAGGAAAUAGUACGAAUAUUUCAAUUGAAAACUACUUUCCUUGGAUGUCCACAUGCCUCCACCUAUUCAAAAAAAUAUGCAUUCAUUCUAUAUUGUAAUGAUAUUUCGAUUACAAUCUGUAAUUCCGACCAUAUCGAUAGCGAAACAGUACGCAAAUAUAUCAAAUACUUUUUAGGUUUUCGAAAUGAUAAACAAGUAUUUGAAUCCCCACAAUCUGGACCAAAACAUUUUAAGUGUAGAGGUUGCCCUUCUAAAACCGAUGGUUCAAUUAAAAUGCGUGGUCUUAAAGCACCCAUAGAUGAAGGUUUCACUUAUUUUUGUUCAGUAAAUAACAAUGUAGAGAUUGAAGAUGAAGGAGAUGAAGAUGAAGAUGAAAAAGAAAAAGAAAAAAAUAAAAAAUAAAAAAUAAAAAAGAAUGCAGCGGUCACCAGAUCAAAAAGUACUUUAUUUAUGAAAUCAAAAUAAUAAAAUUAAAACAAAAAGUUAUUUAUUUAU
Dictyostelium purpureum is the source of this 1049-nucleotide messenger RNA. RefSeq lists its product as uncharacterized. The transcript has 3 exons. NCBI's taxonomy places the organism in Eukaryota, Evosea, Eumycetozoa, Dictyosteliales, Dictyosteliaceae. The record is from RefSeq and is a predicted model, not a curated record. The coding region runs from base 228 to 956 and encodes 242 amino acids.